Messenger RNA from Gadus macrocephalus (Pacific cod), 3026 nucleotides. RefSeq names its product SH3 and PX domain-containing protein 2A-like. Gene Ontology annotation, biological process: superoxide anion generation. The transcript has 3 exons. The record is from RefSeq and is a predicted model, not a curated record. Gene Ontology annotation, molecular function: phosphatidylinositol binding; superoxide-generating NADPH oxidase activator activity. NCBI's taxonomy places the organism in Eukaryota, Metazoa, Chordata, Actinopteri, Gadiformes, Gadidae. Bases 768 to 1211 code for a protein of 147 amino acids.
UUCACUGCACGCCUGGACAAUCUCUCAGCAAAAUACAUUGUUUGGCUAUCCAUCUGCAUGCUUUGAUACAAGUAGCCUAUUUGAUUGUUGCUUACGAGUUCUGUCACCGCAGCUUUAAUUAACCUGCAAUGCAUUUGUAGCGACCAGGCCAACCAGGCUCGUUCAAAAACUAUGUAUUUAACAAGAUAGAUGUUAUCCGUUUCCUUAUCCUAUAAUCUGCACGAUUUAUCCACGGCAUUCAACAUCGAUGGGCUGACAUUUAUUGGUCCACCGGGCUUGCACGAAGAGAUCUCACCACCAGUGCCUUAUUUUUAGUAGCCCGAGGGGAAGUGUGAAGCCCAUCCCACUCGAUUCCCCCAAAUGAUCUCGGCUCCUGUCUCGUCUGCACAAUAAGCGCACGACAGCCAGGGCACGUUGCCGGGUGUAUAGUGCAGCUUUCACCGAAGCCUUUCCAACCCUAAAGGCAUGACACCACCUCGGUAGAACGCCAAAGGAGACUGGGACAGACUUUUUUUGCGGCUUGACCACAUAAUCUGUGCUCGACCACAGCUGUUCCGACCUCCUCUGGUUCUGGAGACAACGUGACCGUCGUUGGGUUGCAUGCAUUCGGCAGCACUGAGUGCAAUCGGAGCCAACGAUGCAAUGGACUACCAAUAACUUUCAUAUCGGACAAGGGUUCGUUGUGAUUCAAUGAUCUGAAUCUGGAGUCGAAUAUACGGAGUGAUAUCACAGCCGGGCUAGUCAUAUGUUCCUUGACACAGCGUUUAAUGAAUGAUCUCUUAUUCUUGCCCGGACCAGGUAUCCUCCCCAGUGCUGCAGUUAUACCACAAUCUGACAUUUUUAUGCAUAGUCUGUGCAGAAUCAAGAUGCAGUUUCGGACAGUGCUGGACGUGAAAGUCGUGGACGUGGAGAAGAGACGCAAUCCAUCAAAACACUACGUAUACCUCAUCAACGUCACCUACUCCGACAACACCUCACACAUCGUCUACAGGAGAUACAGCAAGUUCUUUGAUUUACAGAUGCAAAUUCUUGACAAGUUCCCGAUCGAGGGAGGACAGAAGGACCCCAAGAAGAGGAUCAUUCCCUUUCUCCCAGGUAACCGCAUGCUCACCCCCAAGACCGGGUACCAUUCCAGUACGGCUGUGUUGUGGGAGUUAGCAGUAACUUUGCCGGGAGAGGCACGUAAAGGGUUAUGUCCGUUUGACGUCUGAUUCCUCGAGCGAGCGAGCCAAUCAGAGGACUCCGCUGAGGACAUUUUUAAAUACGUUUCAUCUUCGUUCAUCUUAACGUGCCAAAGCUUUUUCGGGUUUAUCCGAUGAACAAUAUGAAUGCGGCUUAUUUUGUUUGCAAGCAAGCUUUCUUCAAGAAUUGCUGUAAACGGGUCAGGCUCCGAAAAUAAAGUCUCAAUCCAAUAGUUUUAAGACAGCUUGCAUCCAUAAGUGUGCAUUACCGCCAUCUGCUGGUCUGUCACUCUGCCCAUCUAAUCCGGCAGUGCUUUGCUGUGUGUGGAAGGGCCCAAGACGGAAAUCGUGUAGAACGUAGCCGCAUGUGUGGAGAGUGAAAAUCACUAUCGGGGCCUGAAAGACUACCCCAGUAAUUUACAGGGAACUAUGUGUGAAGGCUGUUGAUGAUGUUAUUUGCCGAUGGAUGUGUUUGUGUGAUUGUGUUUGUGAAUGUGUGUCUUCAAUGUCUGGGUGUGUGUAUAUUUGUGUGUGUGUGUGUGUGUGUGUGUGUGUGUGUGUGUGUGUGUGUGUGUGUGUGUGUGUGUGUGUGUGUGUGUGUGUGUGUGUGUGUGUGUGUGUGUGUGUGUGUACUCUUUAUGUAUGUGUGUGUGUGUGUGUGUGUGCGUGCGUUUGUCCUUGUGUGUAUGUCUGUGUGUGUGUGUGUGUGUGUGUGUGUGUUUGUCCUUGUGUGUGUGUUUUUGUGUCUGCAUGUGUCUAUGUCUGUGUAGAAAAUGUCUUUGUGUGUGUGUUUGUCUGUCUGUCUGUCUGUCUGUGUGUGUGUGUGUGUGUGUGUGUGUGUGUGUGUGUGUGUGUGUGUGUGUGUGUGUGUGUGUGUGUGUGUGUGUGUGUGUGUGUGUGUGUGUGUGUGUGUGUGUGUGUGCAUGCGUGUAUGUCUUUGUGUGUGUCUGUGUAUAUGUGAAUCUAUAUGUGCAUGUUGCGCACUGCCUCAGCAUUGAUCCGAGUGGUGAAGCGGGCAGGAGGAAUAUCUCACGGUCAAAUGGUGGGAGUGAAACGCGAUGGCCGCCUCCAGGAUAACAUGAGAGUGAUCGAUAGCUCUGCUUGCAUCCGCUUGAUUACCAUAGGAGGCUGACAUCAUUGCUGCUAUUGGUGCGGUUGACGUGCACGCCUGCGUUGUUUCGUUUCAUGUUAACACUUGCAUAGCGUUUCUUCUAUAUAUGUGUUGGUUUUCUCGCAUCCUUCUUUUUCUAUGCCGUUUUCCAAGUGCAUGUGUUUUUCUUUUGUUCAAUGUGAAUCGAAGGAUGCAUUCCUGUAAUUAAAGUGGUGGAGACACACUUUGCUUGUUUCACUCAGAGAGUGUGUGUGUGUGUGUGUGUAUGUGUGUACAAAAAUUACACACAUUUAUUAAAACUGUUCUAUUGACAACGAGGCACUAAGCAUGUAGUUAGCUCCUUCAAAGUAAGAGCACAGCGAGUGUUGCGUGAUAGGGUAGGAAGGGACUGCUGUAUAUCAUAGGCUGUAACUACAGUAUGGACGUCACAGCCUUGAUGUCACCCGUCAUUCGACCCACUGCGGUUAUGAAGCCACAGAUUUCAUGCUAUGGAAAGUGGUUGACGUUUAGCAACCCACUGGGGAAACAACCCAUAUUUGGCUUAUUGACGGUGGGAAUUGAGUGGUUCCAUCGCUGUAGUCAACGGACAAAAGUCACUCGUAUGAAAUCCUGGAUCACUCUUCAAUGGAAUACAGACGUCAAACCGUACCUCAAAAAACAUAUUACAUGUUGAGUGGAACAAAGCACUGAGCUUCUAGUUCAACGAAGCAAAACGCAUUUGCUUUCUAAAGUAU